Messenger RNA from Microplitis demolitor, 3800 nucleotides. It is a transcript of the gene Scp1, whose product is annotated as sarcoplasmic calcium-binding protein 1. The record is from RefSeq and is a predicted model, not a curated record. Lineage: Eukaryota; Metazoa; Arthropoda; Insecta; Hymenoptera; Braconidae. Bases 245 to 826 code for a protein of 193 amino acids. Gene Ontology annotation, molecular function: calcium ion binding. The transcript has 5 exons.
CAGUCUAAACUUAGAUCACUCCUAAGUCUUCGUGAGUAGAGUUCACAUCAUCAUCUUCUAUUUUCUCCGACGGUUUCUUAUUUAUUUAUUUUGUUCGCUCUUCUGAUUUUUUAUUUCUUCUAUUUUAUUGACCACUGAUGGCAAUUGUUGAUGAUUAAUUGCUACGGCUUGUUGUAAUUUUUUUGGUAAAAAAAGAGGGUGAUAAAGUAAAGAAAAAUUUUAGAAACAAUUACUUUUGUUUAAAAUGGCAUACAGUUGGGACAACCGAGUGAGCUUCGUUGUUCGGGCUUUGUAUGAUAUCGAUAACAAUGGAGUACUAAACCAACAUGAUUUUGAGUGCAUGGCAUUAAAAAUGACAUUAAUGGAGGGCAAAGGUGACUUUAAUUACAACCGUUAUCAAGAAAAUCUUCAUAUCAUGUUAUCACUUUGGGAAGAAAUCGCAGAACUUGCAGAUUUCAAUAAAGAUGGAGUUGUGACCGUAGAAGAAUUCAAAGAAGCUGUACAGAAAAGUUGUAUGGGUCGACCUUAUCGUGAUUUUCCUCAAGCUAUGAAAUUAUUUAUUGACAGCCACUUUAAAUUAGUUGAUAUUAAUGAGGAUGGAUUGAUUGCCGCUGAAGAAUACCGAUACAAUUGCGCGUCACGUAUUCCUUUGGAUAGCAUCGAUGCUCUAAAUGAAGCCUAUCAAAGUCUUUUAACCGAUGAUGAUAGAAGACGAGGUGGAUUAACUCUUGCACGUUUUCAAGAAUUGUACGCACAAUUUUUGGGAAAUCCCGAUGAAACUUGUCCUGCUGUUCAUCUUUUCGGGCCUCUACAAGAAUUAUGUUAAUUAAAUCUAUAACUAAAUACAUGAUAAAAAAAUUGUACAUUAAUUAAAGUAAAGAAACUAGAUAUUUAUAUAAAUAUACUUAACCUAUAAAAAAAAUUCAUGUGGAAUUGCAUGGGAGCACAUAUAGGAAAGUAUGGGUAUAGACUUUGAGUAUCUGGAUUUUUAUGUCUGUCGUCUAUUGAUACGUAUACAUAAAUUAAAAAUAUAAAUAUUUUACUGGAAGGAUGUUUUUUAACAAGAAAUUGAUUGAUUGUUUGAUGCUCUUUAUAUCAGAAUUUGUAAUCAGCCAUUGGUUUAUUAAUUAACUCGAAAAGCAUCGCAUCUUUAUAGAAAUUAAAAAUAAUUUUAAUAAAACAGUAAAUUAGGAAGCGACAAAAGUAUCGUACUCCAAGAAAAUUUAUGAAAACACAUAUGAUUUUUAUGGUGUUUGUGUUAUACAAGAUUCCCAUAUGGAUUUGAUGACAUGGUGCAGAUUCUUAUGGAAAAUUAUCGUAAAAAUCCACAGUGGAACUCAUGAUAAAUUUCCAUAUAGAUUUGACAUGGAGUAGAUUCCCAUAGGAAAACAUCCGAGAGUCUACAUUGAGAUUUCUAUAGGAAACCAUAUGAGAAUCCAUACAGAAAAUCAUGUGUACCUAGAUUCCCAUAAGGGAGAUCUCUAUAAGAAACUGUGAGUACUUGGAUUCCCAUGGAAACUCAUGUAAAUUUUGAGUACCUGGAUUCCCAUAGGAAUUCAUCCGAAAAUGCUAUGUAAGAAUCUAGGCUGGAUUCCCAUAUGGAAUUUGAUAUGGUGCAGAUUCCCAUGGGAAAUCAUCAUAAAAAUCUACACUAGUUUCCCAUAUAAAUUUGUCGUGUAAAUUCCUAUAGGAACCCAUGCGAGAAUCUGUAUCAAAACCUAUGCUGGAUUUCUAUGGAGGUUUAGGCUGGAUUCCCAUAUGAAUUUUUUUUAUAGGAAAUAUAUAAAAUAAUGACAUUAAAAUAACUGUAAUAAAUCUCAGGAGCAAUAAUAUUUAAUUAAUAAAAUUUUAUUUACUCAUUAAACAUUCGGGUUUCACAUACAAUAUUUACUUUCUUAUUUUAAAAGUUUAUUUAUUUGUUACAUAUCAAUUAUUACAAUUAUCAUUAAUAUUAUAAUUAUAAUUGUUAUGUUAUUAAUUAUACUUAUCAAUUAAUUAUAAUUAUAAAUCAACCAUUGCCAAAACAUUUACGCAAUUAAAUUCAUACAUAAAACGACACACUAUACACGCAUGCAAUUAUAUUCAGUUCAAUUACUAAUUUUUUAAAAUUAACACUCAGUCAUAUGUGAGAAAAAAAAAUUUUUUUUUAUUGUUACUGAUAAUUAAUCAUAUGAAUUUUAGUUAUUUUGUAAAUUCUAAAUAUUCAGUUAAUUAUAAAAAAAUUACUUAAUUGCAAUUGUAAUACAGAAUUACUUUCAAUGAAAAUUUAAUUUUCCAGAAAGUUUAUUGUUUAUUUUUAAUUAAUUACGUAUUAAUUGCUUACAAUAUUAUCAAUAUUUUUAAUUUAAUUUUAAAAAAAGGAAUUCAUCAAACGCGCUGUCCAUAAAUUCUCUUAAUUUUUUUUUAUAUAUAUAUUUAUAUAUAUAUAUAUAUAAAUACUCACAUGUAUACAAUAUUAUAUUUAAUCGGAUUGUUAUAUUGUAUUGUACAAAAAGAUUCUUUUCAACGUACGGUAAAUUUAUAUAAUUAAUUAAUAAAUUUUAUUUUUUUCAAAAUUCAAAAAUUAUAAAUUCAAAAGUUGAUUUUUUUUAAUCAUGAAUUUUAAAUAUUUUAUAAACUAUAAAAAAUUUUUAAUUACAUAAUUAUAAAAUAAUUAUAUACAUAAUUAAUUAGUACAUUUUAAAUAGUUUAUAAUUUAUUUUAAAUUCAAAUAAAUAAUUGAUUCAUUUUAAAAAAUAUCAACAUUUGAAUUUAUAGCAAACAUCAAUUUCCAAUUAGUUUAUAUUAAUAUGAAUACUUUUCAACAAAUUAUAUAAAGCUUUACAAUAUUAUUUAUCAUAUAUAUUUAUUUAUCAUUCAAUACUUAAUUAUUAUAUAUAUGUACUUGCAUAAACUUUUAAUAAAAAAAAAUAAUAAUUUUUAUUAAGCCGUCACACCCACACCAAUUCGUUAUAAUUAUAUAUAUAUGUAUAUAUAUAUAUAUAUUAGAUUGCCAAAUAAAAUUGAUAUUUUUUUUCGGUUGCAUAUGAAAAUUCCGUUGAGUGUAACAUAAAAAAAAAUGGGUACAAGUUGGGCUCAGCUCAAUUACAAAACGCGCGCGCGCGUAAAUAAAAUUUCCCAUUUAAAUAACAUGGGAAAAUUUUUUUUUAACUGAAAUUUUAUAACUCAUUAAUGGAUCAAUAAAUUGAAAUGACCAUACCAUAUUUUUGUAGAGAAUUGAAUGAUCUACAAAAAAGGUCUCUUAUAAUUUUUUGAUAAAUCUAAUCGUUCAAAAGUUACUUUUUUACGAAAAUUUCAGUUUUUUUCCCAGAUAAUAAAUUUGUAAGUCCUGUAAUUUUUGAACUAAGAUUAAAAAUUAUUAAAUAACAUAUUUUGCUUGCAAAAAAAAUGAUCUACAAGAAAGGUCCUUUGACAUUUUGCGAUAAGACUGAAAGUUUUGCUGGAAAAGUCAAAAAAACGAUAAAUUUACCAUAAAUUUGAAUUUAAGCUUAAAUAACUUUUCAACGGUUAGAUUUAUCAAAAAAUUAUAAGAGACCUUUUUUGUAGAGCAUUCAAUUCUCUGCAAAAAUAUGUCAUGAUCGUUUCAAUUUAUUGAUCCAUCAACGAGUUAUAAAAUUUCAAAGUUAAAAAAAUUUUCCAUGUUAUUUAAAUAGGAAAUUUUAUUUAAACGCGUGCGCGUUUUGUAAUUGAGCUGAGCCCAACUUGGUACCCAAUUUUUUUUUGUUACAUUCAACGUAAUUUUCGUAUGAGAUCGAAAAUAAAAUAUCGAUUUUAUUUGGCACAGUCUCAUAUAUAUAUAU